Molecule: messenger RNA, 603 nt
Organism: Plenodomus lingam JN3
Lineage: Eukaryota; Fungi; Ascomycota; Dothideomycetes; Pleosporales; Leptosphaeriaceae
Gene: RAC1
Product: Rho GTPase protein rac1
Biological process (GO): regulation of actin cytoskeleton organization; regulation of cell shape; cortical cytoskeleton organization
Cellular component (GO): cytoskeleton; cell projection; cytoplasmic vesicle
Molecular function (GO): GTP binding; GTPase activity; protein kinase binding
Source: RefSeq, a predicted model, not a curated record
AUGGCCGCUCCCGCGACACAAUCGCUCAAGUGCGUCGUGACUGGUGACGGUGCCGUGGGCAAAACAUGUCUGCUCAUCUCGUACACAACAAACGCCUUCCCCGGUGAAUACAUACCCACAGUCUUCGACAACUAUUCGGCAAAUGUCAUGGUAGAUGGCAAGCCCAUAAGCCUUGGGCUGUGGGAUACUGCCGGUCAGGAGGAUUACGACCGGCUGCGGCCACUUUCCUACCCGCAGACGGAUGUCUUCCUGAUUUGCUUUUCGAUCGUCAGCCCACCCUCAUUCGACAACGUCAAGGCAAAGUGGUACCCCGAGAUUGACCAUCACGCGCCCGGCGUCCCCAUCAUCUUGGUCGGAACAAAGCUUGAUUUGAGGGAUGAUGAGGCGACCAAGGAGUCGUUGAGACAGAAGAAGAUGGCGCCAAUCCAAUACGAGCAGGCAGUCAUGGUCGCAAAGGAGAUCAAGGCACAGAAAUACCUAGAGUGCUCUGCCCUGACACAGCGCAACUUGAAGAGUGUAUUCGACGAGGCCAUUCGUGCUGUACUCAGCCCUCGUCCUCAGCAACAAGCGAACAAGAAGAAGAGCAAGUGCGUCGUUUUAUAA